CUGUUUUUCAUUGACGCCUGUUGGGAUCCUCUGUAUUCGGGGUUGCAUGUGCUAUAAUAUUAAAAACACAAUUUUCUAUGAUCACUUUUCUGAUCUAUGACUCAGUUCGAAGUAUCAACAUGUAUUUGAAUUCAUUUGGGUACUUUCAGUGUUUUCUCUUUUUCAUCUGGGUAUGUUCGUAGCGCUGUGAGUACUGGGAAGUUAUAUAUAUUCUAGGCUGUGAUACUGAGAUUCAGAGAUAAAUGGCAUCACUGGUGGCCGGUGCUAGCAGUCGAACAACUCCUUCGGUGUCUGUCCAAGAAAAAGGGAGCAGGAAUAAGAGAAAAUUCAGGGCUGAUCCACCUUUAGGAGAGCCAAAUAAGGGUAUUCCUUCAGCUCAACAUGAAAGCCUAAGUUAUGAAUUCUCUGCUGAAAAGUUUGAAAUAACCCCAGGUCUUGGGCAAGUUAGUACUUCUGACAUGUGCAGUGUAAACCAAGAUCAUUCUGAUGGAUUGAAGCUUGGCCUUGGAUUGUCAAGUUCUGUAGUUUCAUCCGAGUUCAGACUCAGCCAACCUAAGGAGGAAUCCGAGGUGGAUGAUGAAUUCCAUGACGCUGAUUGGAGUGAUCUCACUGAAGCUGAAUUGGAAGAACUUCUCAUGAGCAGUUUGAAUAUUAUUUUCAGGAGUGCAAUUAAAAAAAUUGUUGGAUGUGGAUACACCGAAGACGUAGCUACAAAGGCCAUCUUAAGGUCGGGCAUCUGUUAUGGAUGCAAAGAUGCUGUUUCUAAUGUAGUUGAUAAUGGUUUAGCGUUUCUUAGAAAUGGCCAAGAGGAUCCUUCAAGAGAGCAUUAUUUUGAAGAUUUAAUGCAGCUAGAGAAGUAUAUUUUGGCUGAGUUGGUUUGUGUUCUUCGAGAGGUUAGGCCGUUCUAUAGUAUCGGGGAUGCAAUGUGGGCUUUGCUAAUUUCUGACAUGAACGUGUCACAUGCUUGUGCAAUUGACGGUGACCCUUCAAAUAGUUUUGGUAGUGAUGGCUGCUCUUCUGUUCAAACUGAAUCACAAUCAAAAUUAGAAUCAAAAAGUCUUGAAUUGAGUCUUCCAAGUCCUUGUAAAUCAGCCCCCUCAGGUUCUCAACCUGAGAAGUCCUCUGUGGCAGGACAUACUGUUUUGGACAACGCAAAGAAUUCUCAAAUUCCUGGACUAUCGGGGAAAGAGGUUACUAAUUCUGUGCGUGAUUCUAUUGAUAAAUCAUCUAGUACAUCUGGGACACCUCAAUCUCCUUUUGUGGAAGAAAGGUGUGGAAGUGUUAGAAAGGUCCAUUCCAGUGGCACAAAGAGAGAAUAUAUUUUUCGACAGAAGUCAUUCCAUGUGGAAAAAGGUUAUCGAACAUAUGGGUCUAAAGGGUCAUUGAGAGGUGGAAGACUGAAUGGCUUGAAUGGAUUAAUCUUGGAUAAAAAACUUAAGUCUGUAUCAGAAUCUACUACGAUAAACUUAAAGAGUGCAUCCUUAAACAUAAGUAAGGCAAUGGGAGUUGAUGCAACACAUGAUAAUUUGAAUGCUGUUUUUUCAUCUAACGAUGUGCCAUCUACCCCCACUGCAUUUAGCUUGGAUUCCAGUGACACCACAUCUCAGUCAAGAGAUACUUCAUCUUUGGUGCAUGAAGAAAAUUCUAUACUUGCUGUUGGUAACCCAAAUGCAUUACCAGCUAUGGAUACUGAUCUUUCUCUUUCUUUGUCUUCAAAAAGUAAGUAUCCUGUUACAUCUAUCUGCUGCGAUAAUGAGGCAACCAAUAGUAGUUGUGUAGGGAUACCAUGCGACAAGCCCCUGGGACAGUGGUUACCCCAAGAUAGAAAGGAUGAAAUGAUUUUGAAGCUAGUUCCAAGGGUUCAGGAGCUGCAGAACCAUCUUCAAGAAUGGACAGAGUGGGCAAAUCAGAAGGUUAUGCAGGCUGCUCGGCGGCUGAGCAAGGACAAGGCUGAGCUUAAGACACUAAGACAAGAGAAAGAUGAAGUUGAACGGCUUAGAAAAGAAAAACAAUCAUUAGAGGAAAACACUAUGAAAAAGAUUUCAGAGAUGGAAAAUGCCUUGUGUAAAGCAAGUUCUCAGGUAGAACGAACUAAUGCAGAUGUCCGUAAACUUGAGGUAGAGAAUGCUGUGCUGAGGAAAGAGAUGGAGGCUGCUAGGUUACGUGCAGCAGAAUCAGCCACAAGCUGUCAAGAGGUCUCAAGGAGGGAAAAGAAGACCCAAAUGAAGUUUCAAUCAUGGGAGAAGCAGAAAUCCUUGUUUCAGGAAGAGUUAAUGGCUGAAAAACACAAAUUAGCUCAGUUUCAGCAAGAAUUAGGGCAAGCUAAAGCACAACAGGAUCAAGUUGAGGCUAGGUGGCAGCAGGUAGCAAAGGCAAAAGAGGAACUCCUUUUACAGGCCAGUUCUAUAAGAAAAGAAAGGGAACAAAUUGAAGAAUCAGCAAAAUCAAAAGAGGAUAUGAUUAAACUGAAAGCAGAGGAGAAUCUGCAGAGGUACAGAGAUGACAUCCAGAAACUCGAAAAAGAAAUUGCACAACUUAGACAGAAGACUGACUCUUCCAAAAUUGCUGCACUGAGAAGGGGAAUUGAUGGAAACUACGCGAGCAGCCGUGUGGAAAAUGGCUCUGUUCUGGAAGAAUCAAGGGCCACUUUUAUCUCAGAACUUGCUACAAGCUUAAAUGAGUACUCUUUGACCGGGGGUGUUAAACGGGAAAGAGAAUGUGUGAUGUGUCUAUCUGAAGAGAUGUCUGUUGUAUUCCUCCCGUGUGCUCAUCAGGUUGUUUGCACAACCUGCAAUGAGCUCCAUGAGAAACAAGGUAUGCAAGACUGUCCAUCUUGCAGGAGCCCAAUCCACAAGCGUAUUUCUGUUCGUUUUGCCCAUAUAUAAUUAUUUACUUGGAUGAAGUGAGUGUUUUGAAUAAUGUCCGUGAGACGCUCUUGAAAAGAAUAAUGCAUUCAGAUCAUGCAUUUCGAGUUCAGAUACAUUAAGUUGCUUUCAAUGCCAAGGUUGAUUCUUCUGUUACGACUUCCUUUAAUAUGUUGUCCAGUUUUAUUUGAAGCUCUGUUCUCUCAUCAAGCUACAGUUGUCUUUCUCCUUUAAAUGAAUGCUCAGCUCCUGAUUACAUGUAUAAUCUUUUGGCUCGGAAAAAAGUUGAAAAUGUUUGAACACUAGCUUUGAUCCAACAA
This is a messenger RNA of Vigna radiata var. radiata (mung bean), 3184 nucleotides long. Its product is annotated as putative E3 ubiquitin-protein ligase RF298. The record is from RefSeq and is a predicted model, not a curated record. Bases 243 to 2885 code for a protein of 880 amino acids. The transcript has 4 exons. NCBI's taxonomy places the organism in Eukaryota, Viridiplantae, Streptophyta, Magnoliopsida, Fabales, Fabaceae.